UGUGACCAAUUAUGCAAUAUUACUCCAAUAUUCUCUUUUAACCACUAAAAUUCCGAAAAAUCCUUAUUUCCCCCAUCAACUUAAAUUUGAUCCGGCACCCGAAGAUUCAAACUCUUGACUGAUGUAAACCCGCCGUCCACCACCAGAUUCUGUCCGCUGAUGUACUUGGCGUCGUCGGAGGCCAGAAAAACAGCGGCGUUAGCGACGUCGCCGGGCUCACAACGAGCCCCCUCCAGCGCCCCGGACUCGUGCAGCAUUCCGGCGAGGACCCCGUCGUCGGCGCCCGGAAAGUACUCCUUCAUUUCCGGGAGGGAGAAGGCCGUCGGAAGGGCAAAAGGGGAAAUGCAAUUGAUCCUAACCCCGUGCUUGCAUAGCUCGGCCGUGGCGGAUCUCACGAUUCCGAUCACCACGGACUUGGAGAUGCUGUAGGUGUGCUGGGCCAACCUCCAUCACACCCGUCACGCUCCCGGUGCAGAGUAUGCACCCGGAGCGGCGGGGGAUAAUGACGCGGGCGGCGUGCUUGAUCCCCGCCACCACGCCACGGGCGUUGACCGACAUGACUCGGUCAAAGUCCGCCAUGUCGAGGUCAACCACGCUGAGUGGGGUCCGGCACGGCAUGCCGACGUUGUUGUACAUGAUGUCGAGGCGGCCGUGGAGGGACACCGCCAGGUCCACGGCGGCGGAGAUGUGCGACUCGUCGGAGACGUCGCAGGCCACGAAGGCGGCGUUUCCGUCGAGCUCGGCGGCGGUGUCUUUCCCCGCUUGCUCUUGGAUGUCGGCGAUCACCACUUUGGAACCGUGGGUGAUGAACUUUGCGGUGGUUUCUUUCCCAAUGCCACUGGCUGCCCCCGUGAUCAGCGCCACCUUCCCUUCCAGCUUCCUUUGCGUUGCCGGGAUCGAGAGUUUCCGAUCGAAUGCCCGAACAAGAAAUGACCUUGGGACGGCCGAGACGUCUCUCUGAAUGAUGAGCUUGAGCAAGUUUUUUAUUGCUCAGGAAAACUCUCUCUUUGGGAGAAGUACCUAAAUAGGAGUAAAGGAUGAUGAAACUACCAUCAUGUCCCUAAGAGAUUAGUUAUGCUAAAGUACCCUCAAAUCAACUAGGACAAGUGUCUUAUAAACCAUGUCCUAUAUCCUCUAUACCAUUACACAUUUUGGCAACAAAUCUCCUUCCUAAACCCAUCAUGCCCCUGGAAAAUGGCUUCAUUGUUUUGGGGAGGCAAGGGAAAAUAUCAUUGGGCAUCUUGGAAUUAAAAAAGGCUUGGUGUUGGACCUAUCAAAACAACUCAUUUCUCUAGGCAAAUUUCAUGAGGGCUAGAAAGGUUAGAUACCCUAAACAUGGAGAUAUAGACAUGCUUCUCUUCAACAUAUAUUUUUAUUACUCAUUAAGUAUUGGAAUCAGAAACAGCUUUAAAUAUAACUAGAAUCAUAUCAGAUAAUCAGACCAGAUCAGACAACACGAGAACAAGCUCAUAGUACCCCAAAAGUAGCUUUCUUCCAAUGGAGAAGACUCUGUCCGCCUUCCCUUUCCAGAGAAACUGGCCAUGCUUUUGGCAAUAAUACCCCUAAACCCCAUGAAUUUCAACUUCUUAGGAGGACACUGUUAAGCAAAUGUUCAUACGAAUCCAACUACACAAGAGACGGAUUUGGGGCUAAUUUGAGAGAAAUUUCAGAGAAAUUGAUCUAGAAGGAUAAGUCAAGAAGAAACACACAGAAAAAGCUACCUGGAAUGAUCCUCUUCACGAUCUGGUGUGAACAGAGACCUUAGCUUAGCUUGCAGAAGAUGGCGUCGGCAGCGAGAGUGAGUG
Messenger RNA from Cuscuta campestris, 1805 nucleotides. The record is from the annotation of a GenBank genome assembly. NCBI's taxonomy places the organism in Eukaryota, Viridiplantae, Streptophyta, Magnoliopsida, Solanales, Convolvulaceae.